Messenger RNA from Penicillium salamii, 633 nucleotides. The record is from the annotation of a GenBank genome assembly. Lineage: Eukaryota; Fungi; Ascomycota; Eurotiomycetes; Eurotiales; Aspergillaceae.
AUGGCCCAGAACGUUACAAAAACUCAAACCUGGGCGAUUUCGACCGAACCUGUACCCGUUCCUCUGCAGAACAAGAUCGUCACUGAGUGCUAUCUUGAGAUGCUAAACCUUGGCCAUGGGGCUAACCACGCCAUCCUGCGGGUUGUUUUCAAGCACCCACAAGUAAAAGCAUCUCCGCGCGCACCUGCUAAUACUUUGGGUCUGGUAAUAAAUCUCGAGAUAAAUGGACGAUUAGCACCGCCCUCGGUUCCUGGUGAUGUUGUUGUUAGAACUCAUGCGCACACGGGUACGCAUCAGAGGGCCGUUCGCUCCAUUCCCCUACCUGUCAGAGGCAAGAAGAGAGUGAGACACUUUCUUGCGGGGAUAAAAACUGCUCACUUACUUCCGUGUUUCUUUGAUUAUAUCGACCCCGAUGCUGUCGGAUGCAGAGACUUUAUGUCGCAGUACAUAUACCACCUGGAUCAGCAAAAAGUUCUGAAACUUCCAGCCAAUGCAGCAGACACUGUUUACGAUCCUUUCAACUACCGGUAUACGGCAGGUGGAGUUGCAGACCCCCAUCAGCCACCUCGUGCCUUAUUUGGUCAUCACAAAUUUGACCAUGUGAUAAUCAUGGCGGUAAACCUCGCCCCUUGA